This is a messenger RNA of Hibiscus syriacus, 1020 nucleotides long. RefSeq lists its product as uncharacterized. The record is from RefSeq and is a predicted model, not a curated record. The transcript has a single exon. The coding region runs from base 15 to 956 and encodes 313 amino acids. NCBI's taxonomy places the organism in Eukaryota, Viridiplantae, Streptophyta, Magnoliopsida, Malvales, Malvaceae.
CUUGUCCCUCUCCAAUGGAAGGAAUCAAAGGAGGAGGAAGAGUUGGUGUUGGUGUUUACGCUAAUGACGAUGACAUGGCUGACGGUAUGCAGUUUUGCAGUAACCAUCGAAACAACAACAACGGAAUCUGUGCUUUUUGCCUACAAGAAAAGCUUGGCAAGCUUGUUUCCUCUUCGUUUCCUUUACCUCUCCGUGCCUCGCCGUCAUCAUCUUCCUCUUCUCAUUCUUUUAGAUCCGAUACUACUUCUAAUGUUGUCGUCGAUGAUGGUAAAGAACAUCAUACAAGGCGGGCCAGAAUGCCUUUCGUUUUAGCGAAGAAGAAGAAUGAUCAUGAUCGUGGACGUGAUGGUGUUAUGUUGAAGAGAAGCAAAUCGACUGCAAUUCCCAGGGGAAGCAAGAAUGGUUUCUGGUCUUUUCUUUACCUUUCUUCGAAAAAACAAGACUGUGAAGUUAGUUCUAUUCCAGCACCGGCAGUAGUAGCAGCCGCUGGCGGUGGUUCUGACGACGGUAAUCGUAAGGUUUCAAGGUCUAGAUCCGUCGGAUGCGGAAGCCGGAGCUUCUCCGGUGAUUUCUUCGAAAGGAUCUCGACUGGUUUCGGAGAUUGUGCACUGAGAAGAGUUGAAUCACAAAGGGAAGGCAAACCGAAAGUUAGUUCUUCAUGUUCAUCAUCAUCGAUGAAAGAAAGAGUCAAAUGCGGAGGGAUUUUCGGUGGGUUCAUGAUAUUAACAUCAUCUUCUUCAUCGUCAUCAUCAUCAUCGUACUGGGUUUCGUCUGCAACUGAAGAUCACAUCAAUGGUAAACCAACAAACAGCGGCCAUGGUGGCCGGAGCAAGAGCUGGGGUUGGGCUUUCGCUAGUCCCAUGAGAGCUUUCACUAAACCUCCUUCUUCCAACAAAAACAACAACACAACUCCAAAUCUGUCUGCAAUCCCUUCAUUGUUAGCCAUUACAAACUAAAAAUUUCGAUUUAUUCAAACUCGUGGGCCAGUGUCACGUAUCGAACACAUUACAAAUUAUUUUU